This is a messenger RNA of Tarenaya hassleriana, 1538 nucleotides long. RefSeq lists its product as uncharacterized. The record is from RefSeq and is a predicted model, not a curated record. The transcript has 3 exons. Lineage: Eukaryota; Viridiplantae; Streptophyta; Magnoliopsida; Brassicales; Cleomaceae. Gene Ontology annotation, molecular function: catalytic activity; protein binding. The coding region runs from base 739 to 1377 and encodes 212 amino acids.
UCCCCCUUACUGAAAUUUGAACAUCUCUUCGGCUAAAACCCUAAUUUUACUUUCUUCGUCAAAUCCUGUUCGUCAAUAUGAGAAGACCCAAGGAUGAUGCGCAAUAAAGAAAUCGAGGAUGUCGAGCUUCUGAGAGAAUGGAUCGAGUCGUAGGAACCGGAUUCUGGGUCCAAUCCGCUUUCUCUCGAUCCAUUGCCGAAGGACGCAAAGAUCGGCAGCAUUGGGGAGGAUCAAAACGGUGGCGUUUUCUCCCGGUACGCCCGGCGUUGCGAAGUUCUAUCAGCUCCCGAUAUCGGAGAGGACCGAGAGGGGCUUGAAGGAGGGAGAGCACGUGAACAUGAUCGAUGUACAGAGAGCUUCUUUGCCUCAUGCGUUAUGUGGCAAUAAACUUAUGCACGCAGUCAUGGCUUUGGUCCCCUUGCACUAGUAGUGAUUUGUAGCUGACUUUGGUAUGAAAGUUUUCUCAUUCAGGAUAAACUUUGGGUUCUCAUAUCGGAACCUUUUUUUGUUGUUGGAAUUGGACAGGUGAAGAACAAAGAUACGGUUGUCUAGUCGAUGUUUUCAUAUGGCUGUACUGAAUUCCUCUGCCUUCUCCUAUGUGAUGAGACCAUCUUUUUGUGAUCAUUCCAUUUGCAGCUCAAUAAUGAUAUACUCAACGUUCAACGUGAUCAACAUAAGCUUGUGAAGCGCUGUGGCCAUCUUGAUGCGACAAUUUAUACUCCAGAACUGGGUCAAGUGAUGCCCUACUACAUCAACGAGACACUAGAGUUCCCAUGCGAGAUUCUUGGCGCGGCUGCUGCAGUAGUGAUUUUGGCUAAGAUACUGAUGUACUUUGCCGGUUCAGACGGAUCAAUCUACAAAUGGUCAGUGAAAAGAAACCUCACAGGUGAGAAUUGUUCUUGUCUGAUCCAUUUGAACAGCAAACACAAGACUCUGGUUGUGUCAGUUGCCAUAUCUGAUGACGGCAAAACCAUGGUUUCCGCCGCUGAAGACGGGAGUUUGUUCAUUUGGGACACGGAAACGGAUGAAAGAAAGGCGGGUUUCAGAGAUAACGUUAACGGAAGCAGUAUCAGCGACAUGUUGAUCACCUCGGUUACAAGCAACAGCCGCCAUGGCUACUGUGGUGAAGCAAGUUCUGAUGUUAACUCGCGUGAGGUUUCCACUCAGAAUGUGAUUGGUAUGGAGCUGUAUGGUAAAAUGUUGAAAGGGGAGAUAGAAGAGGAAGCGGAGCUAGAAAAUGUAAUGAUGGUGGCUGAUAUAGAUGAAUGUAAAGCUAUUGAUAUGUUGGAAGCCGCCAUUGAUGCGUACGAGAAGCUUCUGGAGCUCUUGCUUAAAGAAGCUCGAAGAGAAAGCAAACAGACGAGAGGACGAGGAUGAAAAACAUAAACAAACGCAAACUCCAUAACUGGUAAACAAUAUUCCUUGUUGUCUGUAUUGCCGUUGUCUUCCGUUUUCUUCCUCCAUUGUCAUUAUUAUGUCGGGUCCAACAUCUAAUAAUGUAUAUUAUUUAUGGUGAUAUAUCGUGGCAUGAUAUAGAA